Molecule: messenger RNA, 477 nt
Organism: Parnassius mnemosyne (clouded apollo)
Lineage: Eukaryota; Metazoa; Arthropoda; Insecta; Lepidoptera; Papilionidae
Source: the annotation of a GenBank genome assembly
AUGAGAUCGAUAGUUUAUAUUUACAUGUUAGUUGUAUUGAUUAAAAAUGCUGGAUUUACAACAGGAUAUUUAGUUGGCGCUGGCCUGAAUGUCCGCUUCGCCCAGCUGCUCUACACCGAUACGAAGUACCAAGUGCUGAGAGAGGAGAUGAUAAAGACUAACACACGGAACCUCGUGUACCACUGCAGAGCUGACAAGAGUGACUGCGAUGCGGCUUUGGCGAAGAUGCGGUAUAAAGCUAGCAAACAUUUCUACGCUUUGUCCAAGGCUGUAGUAGACUAUGUAAAAAAUAAAAGACAGGCGCGUCCCACUGGAUAUGUUGGUACUGCAACGUUCUGCCAGGACAACAUCUGUGUCCCAGACACUGACCCGCCUAUCGUAUAUGGGGGUUGUUACACCCUGAUAUCCUGCGGCGGCAACCAGACCUGGCACCUAGAUCCAGUAGUGUACAAAAAAAAGAAGAACAGAUUUUUUUAA